Priceomyces carsonii is the source of this 1035-nucleotide messenger RNA. It is a transcript of the gene CDC10, whose product is annotated as septin. NCBI's taxonomy places the organism in Eukaryota, Fungi, Ascomycota, Pichiomycetes, Serinales, Debaryomycetaceae. Gene Ontology annotation, cellular component: septin ring; cell division site; septin complex. The transcript has a single exon. Bases 1 to 1035 code for a protein of 344 amino acids. The record is from RefSeq and is a predicted model, not a curated record. Gene Ontology annotation, molecular function: GTPase activity; GTP binding; molecular adaptor activity. Gene Ontology annotation, biological process: cytoskeleton-dependent cytokinesis; intracellular protein localization.
AUGUCAGUCUUACACAAUGAAGAGAAUAUUAUUCAUCCUAAGAGAUAUGUCGGUUUCGAUACCGUAACAACACAGAUUGAGAAUCGCUUGUUAAAGAGAGGCUUUCAGUUUAAUAUCAUGGUUGUAGGAAGAUCAGGCUUAGGAAAGAGUACCUUAGUGAAUACGUUGUUUUCAUCGGGCUUGGUACAAUCGAAUGGCAGGAAAUCUAGUGAAGAGCCGAUUGAAAAAACAACUGAGAUUAAAGUUAGUUCGCAUGUCUUGUCUGAAAAUAAUGUGAGAUUGAAUAUCAACGUUAUCGAUACGCCGGGGUUUGGCGAUCAAAUAAACAAUGAAAAGUGCUGGGAACCUUUAGUGAAAUAUAUAAAAGAACAACAUUCUCAAUACUUGAGAAAGGAAUUGACUGCUCAAAGGGAGAAGCACAUACCGGAUACCAGAGUCCAUUGUAUACUAUACUUCAUCUCACCGCAUGUCAAUAAAUUGAAGCCUUUAGAUAUUCAGGCACUCAAAAAGUUGUCGGAAAUUGCAAAUAUUGUACCAAUUAUUGCUAAGGCAGAUUCCUUAACCCUUGAAGAAAGGUCACAAUUAAAAAAGAAUUUGCAAAAUGAGUUUAUUAAAUACAACUUCAAUAUUUAUCCAUAUGAUAGUGAAGAGUUGUAUGACGAUGAAAGGCAAUUGAAUGCAGAUAUUAAAUCUUUGAUUCCUUUCGCUAUCGCUGGAUCUGAAAAAGAGAUCCAAAUCAAUGGUGAAACAUUCAGGGGAAGACAGACACAAUGGGGUACUAUAAAUGUUGAGGAUGUCUCGCAGUGCGAGUUUGUGUUUUUGAGAGAUUUCUUAACGAGAACUCAUUUACAAGACUUAAUUGAGACUACAGCUCUUACACAUUAUGAGACAUUCAGAUCGAAGCAAUUAAUUGCCUUAAAAGAGAAUGCCAAUAAUCCAAACAGACAAUCUAAUCCUUUGCCUCCCCAGCCCAACAAUCAAUCCCAGUCUCAGCAAGAUUUAAAGUCGAAUGGUGCGGCUACUCAGCGUCCUUAG